Erythranthe guttata (spotted monkey flower) is the source of this 834-nucleotide messenger RNA. Its product is annotated as non-specific lipid transfer protein GPI-anchored 5. The record is from RefSeq and is a predicted model, not a curated record. NCBI's taxonomy places the organism in Eukaryota, Viridiplantae, Streptophyta, Magnoliopsida, Lamiales, Phrymaceae.
UUAAUGAACCUACUAAUUAAAGUUAGUUUUUCCCUAUAAAGUACCUGCUAAAAAGUUGGCAAAAAUAAAUUUCAUAUCUAUUAUCUACUACUCUUCUUUUCAUCAAACUUAAAGCACCAGCAUUCAUAAGUUGAAUGACAAACCUAAUAAAGAAAAAUAAAAAUAAUAAAAUACAGCAUCAUCAAAGAAGAUGGAGAUUAUAAUUAUAGGAUUAUUGAGUUUAAUUUUUUCGGCAUCUCUUUCGUCAGCCGUGGAGGAGAAACUCGACUGCAAGAGCACAAUAUCCAGCCUAAUGCCGUGUUAUCCUUCGGUUACGGAUGCCAGCUCAGCACCUUCUUCUCAGUGCUGCAAUCAGCUUAAAAACGUGCUUGAAACGCAACCCCUAUGCCUUUGUCAAAUCCUAAGCGAAAGCGGUUUUAGCAGUACUCGUGUUUUGGAACUCCCUAAAGCUUGCAAUCUCCAAACUCCACCUCCUUCCAAAUGCAACUCUCCACCAGGACCGCCAGGAUCUAAUAGUACUACACCUCCACCACCAGCUGGAUAUUCAAGCAAGAUUACAUACUCUGUACUGCUAGCGGCUGCAUCAUUUGCUGGAGUUGUGAUAGUGAUCAUUUGAGCUGAUUUCAUCCUGACCGUUGAUCAUAUAUAGUUUGGCGAUUACAUUGUCGUUUGGUAUAGCUUAUGUUUUUCGACGUAUCUUUGUCCUAACUCUUGUAUAACUUCCUCUGGGAAUGAGAUGUACUAAUAAGAGAGUUGUCUGAUAUUUUUGAACGCAAUAUUUGGAACUAAAUAUUUCACAUUCAUACUACAUAAUUAAUCAAUCCUUUGAACUCU